This is a messenger RNA of Mycena citricolor, 1609 nucleotides long. The record is from the annotation of a GenBank genome assembly. NCBI's taxonomy places the organism in Eukaryota, Fungi, Basidiomycota, Agaricomycetes, Agaricales, Mycenaceae.
CGCCAGCGAGACCGCGUGAUGCGUGGCAGUCUUGGACAUUCCCUCGCUGCUGCGGAACGGGACCAGGGGACAUAUAACCGACCAGCCUCUCUACAGGCAGGCGCUCCACUCACCCAUUCUCCAUGUCGAAUAUUGAACUCAAGGACCGUGCGCCAUCGUACAGCGGAUCAUCGCGGUCGCGAGGCAAAGCUGUGGAUCAUGGAGAGCAGGAUGUGGGCUAUGGGCCGAAUGACGCAGGCGGCGCAGCUCACAUCACAGGCUCGGCCGUCAAGCAACCUCAUCUCAUCAAGGUACAGCCCUUGAAGCGGGAGGAAAUGCAGCCUUCGUAUGCCCAAGAUCUUGGAACUGGAGAGGUUGUUCACGGCGCGUACGGAUCUUUCUUGCAAGCAGUCGGCACCAUUUUUGGUAUCUGUGGGAUGGUCCCCUGCUGUCCCGUUUCGAACCCUUUCCGCUCAGUGGAACAAGGAUCUGUUGGUCUUGUCUCCCGCUUCGGCCAAUUCUACAAAUCUGUUGAUCCCGGCUUGGUGCAAGUGAAUAUCUGCACUGAGUCUCUCAAGAUAGUCGAUGUCAAGAUUCAGAUCAUUCCUAUCGGCCGUCAGAGUGUGAUUACUCGCGACAAUGUCAACGUGGAGAUUGACUCGGUUAUCUACUACCAGAUCAACAACCCGUAUCGGUCUGCUUUUGGGAUCACGGACUUACGCAAAGCCUUGGUAGAGCGGGCCCAGACUACACUGCGGCAGGUUGUUGGGGCUCGCGCGGUUCAGUCGGUCGUAACCGAGCGAGACCAGAUCGCUUUCGAGAUUGGCGAAAUAGUGGCGGACGUCGCAGACAAUUGGGGAGUUGCCAUCGAGGGCAUUCUGAUCAAGGAUAUCAUCUUCGGAGCAGACGUCGCCGCGAGCUUGAGCAGUGCGGCGCAGCAGAAGCGCUUGGGCGAGAGCAAAGUCAUCGCAGCCCGGGCCGAGGUUGAAGCAGCGAAACUAAUGAGACAGGCGGCAGAUAUUCUGGCCAGUCCCGCUGCGAUGCAGAUCCGGCAGCUCGAAGCAUGUGGGUUUUUAUAUCUGUCGAGACCGACACGUGGCUCUGACAUUCGUCACUUCCAGUGCAAGCAAUGGCGAAAACAGCCCAGAGCAAGACUAUUUUCGUUCCCAUGCAGCUUCAGUCCGACAUCGGCCCUCAGCUGACUGCUGUGGAGGGACCCGCCGCUCGUAGCGACGCUGGUGGGGAGGUCGCCUGACGAUGCGGCGACCGAGUUUCAGACUGCGGGAGAUCAUUUUAUCGCAACUAGUUCAUGUUCUUAGCCAUUUUUUCUUACGCUACCCUUGUGUGCCUGAUUCGGCGAUUUUCCGCUUACCAUUGUCGACGUUCUGUCAGAACCUACUACAUAAUUUGCUUCCGGUUCAACUUGAACUUAUUUUAACGAGUCUGUGCGGAUCAACAUGAUCUUCGACUUUGCUCGGAUCUCAACCAUAUGGUUUCGGGAAGCGACGGACGGGGAGUGCUUCUAUGCUCUCGGUUUUGUUUUGAUGCAGGUGCUGACGGCCGGACUGCGUUCCAUCGGACUCCAUCCCGGUCGUGUCAUCGUUGUUACACGACAAUUUAGAUCGGCAAA